GGGGGGGUGUUCUGUUGGUGGGAAAGCCUCUUUGCGUCAACGUACCGACAAAAUGACAGAAUCUCUACAACAAUCGCUUUUGAUUGAGGUGAGGUAGACUGAUAACAACCUGAUAUCUAAACACUGAAGCUUGCGGGAUUGCACCUGUUAUUCCUGCAUCACGUUUUCGAUAUAUAUAACCUUUAAACAAGACUCAAACAAAAGAAUGGAUAAGUUGACGAUUAUAUCAGGAUGUCUCUUUCUGGCUGCGGAUAUCUUUGCAAUCGCUAGUAUUGCUAACCCCGAUUGGAUCAACACUGGUGAAUCUGCAGGUGCGCUGACGGUGGGCCUGGUCCGACAGUGCCAGACCAUCCAUGGGCGCGACCGCACAUGCAUUCCCCCACGGCUGCCGCCAGAAUGGGUCACCACGCUCUUCUUCAUUAUCAUGGGCAUCAUCUCCCUCACCGUCACCUGCGGCCUGCUGGUGGCAUCGCACUGGCGGCGAGAGGCCACUAAGUACGCACGCUGGAUCGCCUUCACCGGCAUGAUCCUGUUCUGCAUGGCGGCACUCAUCUUUCCCAUAGGCUUCUACAUCAAUGAGGUAGGGGGCCAGCCCUACAAACUCCCCAACAACACUGUUGUGGGCUCCUCCUACGUGCUCUUCGUCCUCUCCAUCUUCUUCACCAUAGUGGGACUCCUGUUUGCCGGUAAGGUGUGUCUGCCAGGCUGAGUAGCCUGCUCUGUCAUCAUGGGUGGAGAGACACACCCCGGAGGCUUGGGAAAACGUACAGGAAUACAGGAAGACAGUUGGACGGAGAGAUGGAUGGACUGAAGGGUGGAUUAGUUGACUGUUGGUCUGCAAGGGUGGAAGGGAGAGGGGGGGAGGGUUAAGAUGGCCUAAGACACUUUUUUUAAAGAACCCACGAAAAGUAAAGACACUGAGUGGAGAAGUAGGCGUGAUAGAGAAGGAGAGAUAACAUGGAGGAGCAGAAGAGAAGGGGGACUGAGCACCACAGAGUCUAUCCAACUCAGCGUCAUUUAACUGAAACCUUCUUACCUGAUGUUGCACUGUGUGGUUUGGCAUGGUGAUGGAGAAAGUGAGGGAGUCUGAGAAAAAGGGAGGUAGAUGAAAGCUACUCUCCCCCCCAAACCGUUUCCAGGUGACCGGCACUGUGACAUCAUCAUGUGCAUUUGGCUCACUCUGACUACUCUCCCUGAAACAUCCCGACCCAUUUCUCUGCCUUCUCCUUCCUUCCCCCCACUACAAAAAAGAACUGUUGCCACCACAACCAUGUUGCUAUCCUUGGCUUCUUUAGCUAAUUUAGUUGUGUUGUUUUGUUUAUCACUCCUUUUGUGUGUACAUCCUCCACCAUACACUAUCCACUGAAGUAGGAAGAAAAAGGGGUCUGGAUUGGACCUCAUUGUCUGACCUUUCCAACCCCCACCCCACACCUCGUAGGAUGCCUUGGGUAAGUGGUAGGGCGCUGGCAAGUGGUGGCAACCCAGCUGUCUUGGAAUGGGAUAGUGAUCGCAGGUGUGCCCCCUAUGUCUCGCUCCACAGCCCUGAUUCCAAGGAGCAGGUGAUUAAGGUGGAGAAAAGGAAGAAAGAGAGAGAGAACUCCUCAGAUCACCCAGUGAUCUUGUGCCAUGACAAGUUUGUUUGUAGGGAGACUAUUCUGUUCUGUUCUAUUCUGUAUUCUGAAACAAGGCCGUAAUCAUAAUAGGACACAUCCCCCCCAAUAUUCAAAUCUGGUCAAAACGUCCCCC
Molecule: messenger RNA, 1746 nt
Organism: Hypomesus transpacificus
Lineage: Eukaryota; Metazoa; Chordata; Actinopteri; Osmeriformes; Osmeridae
Gene: mosmoa
Product: modulator of smoothened a
Exons: 3
Coding region: 206-709 (167 amino acids)
Biological process (GO): negative regulation of smoothened signaling pathway
Cellular component (GO): ciliary membrane; Golgi apparatus
Source: RefSeq, a predicted model, not a curated record